Bactrocera tryoni is the source of this 2311-nucleotide messenger RNA. RefSeq lists its product as uncharacterized. NCBI's taxonomy places the organism in Eukaryota, Metazoa, Arthropoda, Insecta, Diptera, Tephritidae. The coding region runs from base 196 to 615 and encodes 139 amino acids. Gene Ontology annotation, molecular function: DNA binding. The transcript has 2 exons. The record is from RefSeq and is a predicted model, not a curated record.
UGCUCGGUUGGAUUUUAACAGGUUCCGUUCCCUCCGAAGAAACAAAAAUAAAUGGCAAAGGCGACAGACAAAAUUCAACAAUAACUCAACAACAAACACAAAACCAUUUUUGUAGUGAAAAUAAUACUAAUUUUAUAUUUAUACAACAGCAACAACAUCACCAGCAUCAACAGUAGCAGCAGCAACAACAGGAUCAUGCCAGCAAUUAUGGCAAAACAAAUGAUGCGCCCGGCUCAUCGAAUCCCACCGAUACGCAUGGUGGCGCAUUUCGAGCACACGGCGUUGGGAUGCAAUCGCACAACGGUGACCACGUAUCUGGCACUAGUUCGUCACAACAACACAAUUCGAUGCCACACCUGCAAGCAUUCUACGGCGGCCUGCACUCGCAUCUGUUCCGCAGCCAACAACAGGCUGCAGCCGCAACGCAACGAGAAUCCACAAAAGCAAAAAAAACGGAAGAAUCGUGAUCCCGAUAAGCUCUUCUUGCUCUCACUCUACGAGAAGAUCAAACGUGUGCCCGAAGAGAUACGACUCGAUGUCAAGGGCGAACUCAUACAGGUGCUCAAAAAAUACCAGAAAAAACCACCGGUGAAACAAGAGAAGCCCCAAUCAUAAACACAUGUACAAUCCACAGCGUCGUCAACGAGCAAACAAAGUACGACCACCACAAAUGACAAGUUACAAUUGUCACAGCAUGCGCAAAUAACGCACAGCAUAUAUCAGCUGCAAACGUUGCGGCAACCCACACCACACGAUGCUUCAUGGCAUCAGUUCGGACGCCGAAGAACGAGACGAGGAAGUCAUUGAAUUGACACAGGCACAGCAGGUCGAGGCAGCGGAAAUGGAAGAAAAUUCAUUGACAAUCGGCACGACGGAUUUGGACCCCUCUCAACCAUGUCAACCGACGUCAUCUGUCACGCAAAGCUCUGACCAACGAUCCUCCCACGCAUACCACACGCCCACGGUCGAGCCAGACUCGAGUCGUCUCGCCGAUUUCGGCGUGCUGGUAACUUCUCGUCUGAGACUCGAUUCGUCUCAGCGACAUUGCCCAGACUGAGCGGAACGCCAUUCGUUCCACCGGCCACCCCAUCCGAGGCGAAGGCGUGGACGAGACGCUCGACGUCAAGUAGAUGCACGCCGUAUCAUCAAGGAUAGGCAAGCAACACUACCUUGGCAGCAAAGAAGUGCGCUGUCACCAACCGCCUUAAUAAGAGUUCGAACUGCUACAAGGUUAAUAACAGUGCGUUCUAUGGUUAGCCCAGUCAGUCCAUCCAUUGUUAUCUUCGCCUCCACGAUUGCGACUGCGUACACAUGCACGUGGAGACAGCCGAGUUUGCGAUCUAAUGUCUCGGGACAACCAUGGUGAAGAAUCAGAAAUCUCCGUGAGUGCCCCAAUACAACGUCGUCCAUUACCACCGGCGCCAGUAAGGUCUCUGGAAGACCACACAUUUCAACUCUUCCAGAACUUGAGACCGGCAGACAACGAGUUCUGCAAGUCAGCGCCAGCGAGGUAAUUUUGGGAGCGGACGUCUACUCCCGGCUCAUGUUGCCAGGGUUACAACCAGCGGCAGUGGGAUAACUCAUCGCCCAAAAUACGACACUGGGAUAUAUGAUAUCCGGCUUCGUAUAAUAUCGGCACAAUAAAGUACACUGGCUGCCGACGCCUCUCACAUGUACCACCUACCCAGGAUCGAGUUAGACUCGAGUCGUCUCAUCGACCACGGAAAGUGGUGACUUCUAUGCAAAUUGGCGGAAUGGCAAUGACCGAGUCUCAGAUUCGUCUCGUCGGCCGCCCCAUCUGCAAAGAAGAUGUGGAAGACCAAGUGCAGGAGCCAGUCGCACGUUAGUUUUAAGUAAUUAAUUGUAAACUGCAUUUACAGUAAUACUGCAAGGCGGGGGAAUGUUGACGCCGCCCCGCCAAAUUUCUUUUGUUACGUCUGUAUCGGCCGAGCAAUCUCUUCUUCGAAGUUUUUUCGAAAUUUUAAUUCGAACGCAACCAAACAUUAACUAAAAAAAAGUUGCGCGCUCUCUUCUUUUGCGACAGCUCACCGAUCCAGACGUGAAUCAUUUGCGCCGUCCGUUUCCCCACGGCCGACCACAACCACGAAACGAGCCACACCGUGCUCCACCACCCGAAUUAUCAGCAAUACUACAACCCUAUUACUAUGCCCUUAGCUCAGCUGAUAUUCUGCUGAUAUAUAUAUAACAUAUAUUUUGCUGCAAUAUUGCAGUAAUUAUUUGCGCAAAACGUGUUGCUUAGAAAUAUGGAAGCUUUAACGCAUAUAAUUGCUGUCGAAAUAUUGCAAAAUGA